AUGACCAACCGCGAUUCCAGAUGCCAGGGUGUUCGGCCUCUUCGGGAGGUCACGGGUACGCAACGCCCGCUUCCCCGACCCCCCUACCAUUUCUUCAGCCAUAUGGGCACAGUGGUAAUUGCCAACUCUAGUCUGGAUCCCAAUUGUUUGACGAACACCUGCUUCGCAAUGACUCGGCUCCUUCCGCCGGUGCUGCUGUUUGGCCUGACUGCAGGUGCUAGGGUCAAAAUCACAGGAGAGGAGACAUCCGAAACUGCUGAGUCGCAGUUGAGCAAGCUCGACACCGUGACGGAACUUCAGACCGAGGCUUUCUUGGGCCGAUGGUACCAGAUGUACGGCAGUAUUUCCAGCACGAUCUUGACGUUCGGCAACGCUGGACCCCAUGACCUCUGCACCUCAACAGACUACUCUCUGAACGCCGAUGGGACAACGAUUGAUGUACUUAACCAGGGAAUCAGACUUGAUGGCCGCGUCACGAAGAUCUGGGGCCAGGCCAAAGCUACCGAAGCAGUAGGCCAGAAGAAGCUGAGCUUUCAGAAGUUCCUCCGGGGCAACGAAACAAUUUCGCCUCCUGAUUUUGAAGGUGACUAUUGGGUGUACAGGCUCGGCCCCAUCGUUAAUGGCAAGUACGAGUGGGCGGUGGUUGGAAGUCCAGCGACGCUGAGCUGGCUGUUUGAUGCAGGCCAGCUCUUUGUCUUGGCGCGCGAUCCUGCAGUCUUCCUGGAGAAAUACGAUGACGAGGUCCACGAGUGGCUGCACGCGAACAGCUUCGACUGGUGGUGGAACAGGAAGCGUGCCACCGGCAGCGUCGGCAAGUGGCGGUGGUUCCCUUACCCGUGGUGGGGCGAUGGAGACGGCAGUCGCGGUGCGUUCGGGCAUGACGGGUGCGCGACCGUCCAGGAGUUGACGCCGCCGUUGGACAGUUCCGUAGACCCUCGCAAGUGA
This is a messenger RNA of Prorocentrum cordatum, 945 nucleotides long. The record is from the annotation of a GenBank genome assembly. NCBI's taxonomy places the organism in Eukaryota, Dinophyceae, Prorocentrales, Prorocentraceae.